Molecule: messenger RNA, 1413 nt
Organism: Fulvia fulva
Lineage: Eukaryota; Fungi; Ascomycota; Dothideomycetes; Mycosphaerellales; Mycosphaerellaceae
Product: Beta-glucosidase 1B
Exons: 6
Coding region: 1-1413 (470 amino acids)
Biological process (GO): carbohydrate metabolic process
Molecular function (GO): beta-glucosidase activity
Source: RefSeq, a predicted model, not a curated record
AUGUCUUCUGCACUCCAACUCGACAGACAUUUCCUGUGGGGUUUCGCGACGGCAAGCUACCAAAUUGAAGGCGCUGCACAAGAAGAUGGACGCGGAGACUCGAUCUGGGACACCUUCUGCCGCCAAUCUGGGAAGAUCGCAGACAAGUCCAGCGGCGAUGUAGCGUGCGACAGCUACCAUCGCUACAAAGAAGAUGUAGCCCUCCUCAAGCAACUCGGGGCAAAAGCGUAUCGUUUCAGCAUCUCGUGGUCUCGCGUCAGACCUCUGGGCGGACGCAAUGAUCCCGACAACGAGAAAGGCCUGCAGUACUACGAGCAUCUCGUGGACGAGCUGCUUGCGAACGGUAUCACUCCGAUGCUCACGCUCUUUCACUGGGAUUUGCCUCAAGCCCUGUACGAUCGUUACGGCGGUUUCCUCAACAAAGAUGAGUAUGUCCUAGACUAUGUGAGCUACUCUAGACUCAUCUUCGAGCGACUUGGUCCCAAGGUGAGAUACUGGAUUACCUACAACGAGCCCUGGUGUUCUUCAAUCUUGGGCUAUGCAGAUGGGUACUUCGCUCCAGGUCACAAGAGUAGCACUGAGCCUUGGCUCGUAGGUCACAACAUCCUGAUCUCCCACGCCGCUGCUGUGAAGGUGUAUAGGGAGGAGUUCAAGGAGCAGCAGAAAGGCAUCAUCGGCAUCACACUCAACGGGGACUGGGUGGAACCGUGGGAUCCAGCUGACCCUCGAGAUGUGCAAGCCUGCCAACGCAAGCUCGAAUUCACGAUCGGCUGGUUUGCGGACCCCAUCUAUAAAGGCGACUACCCUGCUAGUAUGAGACAGCAGCUCGGGGAGCGUCUUCCAGAGUUCAGUGCCGACGAGCAAGCGCUUCUGCACGGCUCGAAUGACUUCUAUGGGAUGAACCACUACACUGCAGACUACAUUCGCGAUAUCCAGGAUAUCCCCGCGGAAGCAAACUCUAACGGUAACGUGGAGAUUCUGAAAGUGAACAAGGCUGGAGACACAAUCGGACCGGAGACACAAAGCGUCUGGCUCCGACCGUACCCAGUCGGGUUCAGAAAACUGAUGAGGUGGAUCUCUGAUCGGUAUGGCAAGCCAAUCAUUUAUGUGACGGAGAAUGGAACGAGUCUGAAGGGCGAGAACGACUUGCCAGUGGAGCAGCUGCUGGAAGACGAUUUUCGCGCGGAGUACUUUCGCAAUUAUAUUACAGAGCUUGCAAAGGCACAGAACCUUGACGGCGUCGAUGUGAGAGGCUACAUGGCUUGGUCAUUGCUCGAUAACUUCGAGUGGGCGGAAGGGUACGAGACACGAUUUGGAGUGACGUACGUCGACUACACGGGUGGGCAAAAACGUUACCCCAAGAAGAGCGCUCGAGUCAUUGGAGAAGUAUUCUCGUCUCUCUGUCAGAGUUGA